This is a messenger RNA of Pieris brassicae (large cabbage white), 2635 nucleotides long. RefSeq names its product alpha-tocopherol transfer protein-like. Bases 90 to 1016 code for a protein of 308 amino acids. Gene Ontology annotation, cellular component: membrane. Gene Ontology annotation, molecular function: phosphatidylinositol bisphosphate binding. The record is from RefSeq and is a predicted model, not a curated record. The transcript has 6 exons. Lineage: Eukaryota; Metazoa; Arthropoda; Insecta; Lepidoptera; Pieridae.
GUUCGUAGUAGUUGGUUGUGUAUUGAUUUCAUAGAAAAUUAACAGUGAAAAUUACGAUUAAUAAUAUAAUUUCAUAAAUAAAAACUAAAAUGAGUUUAGAACUGGAAUUCGAUUACGAGGCCACUACCGCAGCAAUGGAUAUUUUUUCGCAAGAUCACAUAGAUACGUUAAAAGAUUGGACUCAAACUUUAGAUAAAUCGAAAUACAUACCAAAAGAUUUAACUAAUAAACAAUUACUGUUAUUCUAUAAUGCAUGUUAUGGUGAUGUUGAAAAGACGAAAAUCUGUAUAGAAAGAUAUUAUAAUCUUAGAAAGAAUACGCCUGAGCUGUUUGAUAAUCGAAUACUUUCGCUGGAUGAUAUGAAAACGUGCAUCGAGGCCUUAGAGUACUCCGUGCUUCCGGGCAAGUCGUGUAAGGGUUACGAUCUCAUCUACCACAGACUUCACCUCACUGAACCCUCCAAAUACAUCUUCGAGUCAGCAGCAAAAAUGCUCUUCAUGACUGUUGAUGCCUGUUUAUACAAACGAGGCCCACAACCGGGACAUAUAUUCGUUUUUGAUAUGCGUGGAGUCAAACUUGGACACAUAACACGUGUUGGAUUAUUCUUCCAAAAGGAUAAACAAAGGCCCUUGCGCAAGUUCUUUCAGUAUAUACAAGAAGCGAUGCCAGUUCGUAUGAAGUCAAUACAUGUGUUCAAUACGGAACCGGUUAUCGACAAAGUGAUGAUGCUCAUACGACCCUUUUUGGAUAAAAAGUUCUUUGAUAUGAUAAAGUUCCACGCCAAAGAGGAAGAUUUCGAGAAUUUCUAUGAAACUAUCAUUCCCAGAUCGUCAUUGCCUCCAGACCAUGGGGGCACUCUGCCAGACACGCAGACGUUACACAAAAAAUGCAUGCAACAACUUAAAGCAUUAGAACCACAUUUCGCAGCCGAAGAACAACAACGAAUUAAUGCGCUUCCUGACAAAAAGCGGGAAAAACAUAUGGAGAGAGCAUUUAAGAAUCUCGACAUUGAUUAGUAUUCAACGAUCUUUCAAUGUCAACUGUCAAGUUUAAGUUUUGCCGUAAAUCUUAUGUUGAGCUGAGGGAUUUUACUACCUAGGGAACUGUUUAAUAAAAAAAAAACAAAUCAAAUCUUGCCUAGCUUUUAUCUUCUCACAUUGAACAAUUAUAAAGACAGGCGCAGAAAAGUCUUCAAUAGAUACUGAGACUGGUAUACUCAGUCAAUUAAAUUUCAAAUUACAAUUAAUUCUUCUAUACCUUUGAAGUCAUACAUAUGUAGAUGGAAUUUAGGAAGUACACACGCUGUAUAUAAUAAAGUCGUACUAAGGUAGAAGAUUAAAUUUUCAUGUUAUCGUCAAGCUUGUGCUUAAUUAGAAUACAGCAUUUUUAAUAUUAGCUCACGAUAAAACUUUCAGUAAAUAAAAAAUAUGGUAGACCAAAUUGUCAUUGAAUAUAUAUUUAGAAAUGUAAAAAAAAAUAUUCCAAACGUACAACGUUGAUGUCAAUUAUAGUUUGUGAUUUGUAUAUUUUUAAAAAUACACAUUUCAAAAACAAGAUGAAUUAAAUACAUUCGAUUGUAGAUUUUUAUUAAUCGUAAUGUUUAGAGCGAUAUUUUCAAAAUUAUCUAAUUCAUUCAUUAGAAUUUUAUUCCUUAAUAUAAAAGUGAUAUUAAUGUGAUAAAAUAUUUAUGUACCAGAAAAUAUAACGAAAUGAAUAUUUCUGAAAUAUGAGUAAUAUAUAAAUUUUGUUAAUAUAAUAUAUUUUAAAUAUGCAAGCAUAAUAUUAGAACGCGUUAGACCAUGCAUGAUAACAUUGUUAGGUAUUAAAUGUUAUAAACUAUCUCUUGUACUUACAUGCAGCCCUUAUUAAUAACUAAUUAAAUUGAAACUUAAUAGUAUUUGAUUCUUACCACAAGAUUUUGAGUCAUACUUAGCGCUACGUCACGACUUAAAUCUUAGCGUUACGAUAUUCUUAGAUAUAUUCCUGCGUAAAAUUAAAUGUUCAGUUAGACGCCUGAACUCAUUGUUUGUCGUACUUACAAUUUACAGGCAUUAACUGUAUUUUUUGUUGUUCUCUGUUCCUUUUUUUUCGUUCGUCAAUAAGAUCACGCUCCGCAUAGAAAUAGUUAUUUUAUAUGGUACGGUAUAGAUAAGAGUGGUGUUUGUACUAAUUCAAUUUGCGGAGCUAUCUAAUUGAUAUCACAUGCUAAUAUAUUGAUUAAUGUUUUUCAAUCCCGCACCACUCUUAAUUUGCUACCUAAACCAACCGUGCUUUUGUGUCUAUUCCGUGUGCUCAGCAUAGAUUUUCUAGAAUAUUUGUAUUAGUAUGUGAAAUUUUAAAUUAUUAAAUUAAUUAAUUUAAAAAUUAGCGACGCUGUAUAAGUACCCGCGCUGUCUUGUAUUGAGAAUAUAAAAUGUAGUAAUCUUUUAUACUAUCCAUGACAUGUACCGACUAGUUUGCCUAUUAUGUUUUUAAGUAUUAUGUAGUCAGUGUGACUGUGUUUAAUAAUUAAGUCAAGUAUGGUGGGGGUUUGUUGAUAUUUGUAAAUUAUUAGUUUGAUUAUGUACUGGGAACCAGGUGAUGUUAUGUACUUUUUAAUAGUUUAAAUAAAAAUUUCAUUAUUUUUUUUGUUGCA